GCCGUGCCGCUGUGCCGUUCUCGUGUCGAGUUGGUGACGGUCAAGCGCUUGCGUGCAUGCAGCAGCCAACGAUCGAGCUGCUGGCCACGCAAGCCCAUGACCCAAGUACAGUAGGCGCGCACAGGUAUACUGUACUGUAAGCGCAUAUAACAGUACCAUCCGCGCCGCUUGCUCCUUCCCACGUCUCGCCACCACCAUCCUGCUUGUGUGAUCAAUCCCAUCCCAUCCGCUCAUCCAUUCACAACUUCCCUCACUCACCAGCACCUCACCUCUUCCAUUUGCAUAAUGCACGCUUCAUCUUACCUCGUCGCCGCUGUCGGCUUCGCCGCUUACGCCUACGCCCAAGGCACCAACGGCUUCACUGUCGCCACCCCCAGUGGUCUGGUUCAAUGCCAGCCAGUACGUCUGACUUGGAUGGGAGGUGUUCCCCCUUACUUCCCUCGUAUCUCCCAACCCGGACAAGUUGGCCAGAUCAUCGAGCAGUUCCCUCAGACCACCGACACCUUCUACGUCUGGACUGUCAACCAGCCAGUCGGCCAGACUGUCACCAUCGCUGUUGGUGACUCCAACGGUGAGGUCGUCGGCUCUGCCAUCACCCCAGCCAUUGUUGCCGGAUCUUCAAGCUGGUGAGUUUUGCCCCAUUUCUUCCCAAUCUCUUGGUAGACGGAGUAGGCAGAGUGUCUGCGCGCAAAGAUUCAACGGCGGGCAGACAAAUUUUGGUGACUGCUGAGCAAUCGGUGGUGCCCCGCACCCGGCGCCCGACCUGUUUCGUUUUCCUGGUGGCGUCAUGCGCGCAUGACCGGCGUUGCCCGUGGCGUGUCGAUGGUUUGCCAGUCCUGCUGACGCGCGGUAGUAUUUCUCAAUCCUCCUCAACAGCUUGAAUGGAAACGGUGGCUCUGCCUCCAACAGCGGUUCUGCCUCCUCUACUGGCUCUACCUCCAGCUCUUCCGGCUCGU
Messenger RNA from Ceraceosorus guamensis, 956 nucleotides. RefSeq lists its product as hypothetical. The transcript has a single exon. NCBI's taxonomy places the organism in Eukaryota, Fungi, Basidiomycota, Exobasidiomycetes, Ceraceosorales, Ceraceosoraceae. The record is from RefSeq and is a predicted model, not a curated record. The coding region runs from base 286 to 630 and encodes 114 amino acids.